Anopheles coluzzii is the source of this 4707-nucleotide messenger RNA. RefSeq lists its product as uncharacterized. Lineage: Eukaryota; Metazoa; Arthropoda; Insecta; Diptera; Culicidae. The record is from RefSeq and is a predicted model, not a curated record. The coding region runs from base 3846 to 4496 and encodes 216 amino acids. The transcript is spliced from 2 exons.
GAAGCAGGCAGGAGGCGAGGCAUAGGUGAAGCAAAUCGUAGACCUCGUCGACGGCUUCGUUCACUCUUAUAAUAAUCUCUCCCUAGGUCACUCUCGGAUGUUAAGGGGACGGGUGGAAGGAGUACCUGGAGGAACCGAGAUGCAAGAUCGCAGAUCGUGCCAAGACCACUACUGCCGCCCGCUCUCCGAGAAGUGGUCUCACGAUUGAGGGUGCCGGGCGUGCGCCAUUCCACCGACACAGGUCGCAAAGCCUGGGAAAGAAGAUAUACCCCUCCUCGACCUCAGAAACCCUUCAGCAUUCCCCCUGCCCUUCGUAAUCCUUCGUCUGAUCGGAGUGAAUUGCGCUACGCUGAAUCGUUCAUGCGCGCGAUGAUCUUACGAAUAAGCGCGCGUGCCCCCGGAUUUUUUUGUUGUGUGUUGUAGCUUUGCUUGCCGGCAUGGGACGUACAUGGGGGUCGUACAUGCACACGAACAUAUGCGGGCUCUCGAUGCUAGAUUAUAGUUGAAUGGGGUGGGGAAGGGUUUGAUGGCGAAGUGGUGGUCACAGAUGAAGCAGGAGGGGUAAUUUGAACUUGCUGCCGUAAGUGGCUGGCGGACAUGCCAGUUCUCUGACCUGCAUACACACACACACGUUGGCACCGGUACCAAUCACUUCAUCCGCGUGGUAUGCUGUUUGCUAUGACAUUGGUAUCUUAGUUUUGGCAUGUACUCGUGAAACGUACCGGAGAUGGAGUGAGUACAGUAGUGUUGGGAAUGUGAGCAAGUAAAUAACAAGAUGAAGUAGUUUUCAAAACUUAACUGAAAAAUCCUAUUAAACUGUCUGUAUUUUGAUUGAGUAAUGAUAGAAAUCCAUAUCGUAAUUGAUCGUGAAGUGUCGUUUGCUUGAUAAACAUACACAAAAUGAAGCACUAUUCUAGAUUAUCUUUCUGGAAUUUGGCAGUUUAAUCAGAUAUAACGUUGAAAUGCUGGAUUUUGUAGUUUGGCUGAUUAAAUUAGCCUAUUAAAAAUAUUAUAAUUAUUCAAACUUAAUUGACAAUACAUCAAGUGAAAUAAAAUUGAAUAAAAAUAAUUUUCAUCCAAGAACAGAAUGCAAAAACAGCAAAAAAGAUUUAUUAUUAAAGGUUCAAAUGAUUUUCUAGGCUUUUUUAAAUUAAAAAAAUAACAUCAAACACUGUACUUCUUUCAUUUACUUAACUUCAACACUCCUAUUCCGUGGUCCUUACAACUCCCUCUUGCUGGCACCGGCGAUCAGGUAGUCCCGAACGUGAGUGAUUCAUUUCCCACCGGUCCGACCAAAUCCCACGUCCGCCACGUAGAGCUUCCUGCGCGAUAUGGCUUGCGCCCGGAUCGUGCCAGAGUGGCGCAACACAUCGCAACACAAGCGGGAGGCUGCCGCGGUGUGGCGCAUUCGAAAUUGGAAGCGUGCGCACACGCGUUCGUGUACUGGAAGCGACAAGCGGCACCGGGCUGAAUCCUUUCCCAUUCAAUUUCGAACCAUUCGAUUGGUGUGUGUGUGUGUGUGUGUGCUGGCGCGAUCGUGUGCAAAGGAGAAGGAGAAGAAAUGGUAGAUGACGGUCAGCGACACAUCCCAAGCAGCAUAAGGCGCAUGGGGCGGCAAAGUUCUCCCCGUUUUCUCUUCGCUCCAUUCGCCUCGCCUUCAUUUCUGCGAGCGCAAAUAAAAACACGGACAGAUUGAUCGAGCAGAGAAUGGUGCGUGGUGGGGUUAGGUAGAGGGCCUGGCAGGCACACAUUGCUCAGACACACGCCGGGCGCGCAACCCCGAAGUAGACCUGCACCCCCCCGGACCCCUUCAGAAAGCCACCGGUUGUGCCAUUGUUGAACACGCGCGCGAUCGCAGACGGAAUGCGCGCCUCACAAGGGUUGCGCGCGGUUUGGGAAGGGCGCAGGGAAAACGGAUUCCCUUUUCGAUCACCGCCAACGAUCACUCUAGAGACUCUCUCUCUCCCUCUUUCUCUUGCUCCACCCAGUUGAUGCUCCUUUUUUAUAUAUCCUACCCCUUGAUGCGGGGUUUGUUCGAGAUCAAAGUUCGAUUGGAAGUGACGGAGGGGUGGGAGAGUGGGAUCACUGGGGAGUAGGGAGUAGGGAAAACAGGGGGUUUGGGACGCGUGCAAUUUACGAAAGAGCACGAGUCUGGGAACUCGCGAACGCAAAACGUUCUCACGGCCUUUAAGAUGACUCGUUUGCUGUUCCCUUUUCACUCUCUCUCUCUCUCUCUCUGCCUUUCCCUCUAUCCUCUACUCUACUCCGUCACUCUCUUUCUUGCCUGUCGCUUCGCUCUUGGACAGCAGACGGACCACCACCACCCCUUUCGGACGUUCGGCAGUGAUCUGGAAGGGCAAGGGAAUGCACGGAAGAAAGGAUCGUGCCUCGUUGGGGCAGAAGGAAGGAAUUGAAUUUUGUUGUUGGUUGCUCCGUUGUUCUCUUUUGCGGCUGCUGCUGAUGAUAUUUCGCGGUGGCUUUUCGUGCCCGUUGGUCCGCACACACGCGCGCGCGAGGGUUCGUCGCGCACCUUUCGAGCGAAAUCUUUUUGCUGUCAUUAAGGAGGCUGCGAUUUCUUUUCUCUUCUUUGCUAGGGUGGGGGUAAGGGAGAGCAGAGAAUGAAUGUUGCGCGCGCGAGAGGGAUGCUUUAUUUGCAACAGUUUUUUUUUUGUCUUCUGCUGUGUGUUGUUGUCUGUUCCGUGUGUUAUUGUUGUUGUUCGAACCCAUUUUCCCUCACCACGCCGUGCUCUUUACGUCCUUUUUUUUUGUUGAUCGCCGAGGUUGCGGUUGCGGUUUUUGGGUUGCGGAUGCUGCUGCUGCUGCUGUUCGUUCGCAAUCCGCAACCGUUUCCUUUUGUCAGUUAGCUUGCGCGGAGGGGUUUUUCGUUGCUAUGACGGUGGGAUUUGUAUUGUAGCGACGGGUGACUAUGAACAAGACGGUAGUUUUGUUGUUGUUGUUGUCUGUGGAAAGGGAUACGCACGCACGGGGAUGCGCUGGUCCUGGUGGUUUUGCGCCGGUAAGCUGCUUCCACUUCCAGCGCGGCGUGCUGGGGCGUUGUGCAUUUUCAAUUUGCCUCGAGUGAUUGUUCGGCUCUUGUGGUGAGCUUCCAGUUUGCAAUCACGAUUCAUUUUAGUGGGAUGGAAUGGGGAAAGGGUUUCUUGGUGGAGAGCGGGGGUUGGUGGUGGGCUUUUACUUUUGGGCAGCCCGAUUACCAUCGAUCUGUCACUGCCGACAAGACGAUUGUACUUUCGGGAUAUUAAAAAUUUAUGUUUUCAAGAUAUUGCGUGUUUUACAUUACUGCAGUAUAGUUAUCAUAUCAGUCUAAAACUUCUGAUGGUUUUGAAUACAAACAUCAUUAGUUAAGCCAAAAUAGUACCGUUUGAUGCAUUCUAGAUUAAGUAUUUGGAAAUAGCCCCUUAACAAAUGUUUUAUAAUAAAUAUACACUUUUUUCAUUUUUUUAAGUAGCUUUUCAGAAUGUUUAUAUAAAAAAAGAGAACACAUCGAUAACCACCGACAUUCUUUGUAUGCGUAAUGCUUCUCUUCAGUCUGAUAUUAGCAGAGCGUAGUUUCGAUCUACGGACCUCUGGGUUAUGGGCCCAGCACGCUUCCACUGCGCCACUCUGCUCUGUGAUAGUUUGCGAUAAAAAUAAAUGGUUGGUCCAGUAUCCAGCUUUUGCAUAAUUUAUGCAAUCUAAGAAGGCGAAUUCUUGUCCUUUUUCAAAUGACAUUUUUCAAACGACAUCACCAAUUUCUAUUCUGCCUCUAUUCGUAGCAGGCUUGGCAAAGCUACACAUUCGCCGCAGCAAUCCGGUCGCAUCGUUUGUUCGGUUUUGUUCUGUAUACGAUGGAGACCACAAUUAAUCCUAUCCGAACGGUCGGGAAAAAGGUAAUUGUGGAGUACGGUGGUCGCAUAUAUUCCGCCCCAGAGCAAGAUCUACCGAAAGUGUCACGGAUGGAUUCGCCAUCGAACAGGUGGUUAACUAUGCGAAAGAUUCAACAGCACCAGCAGGAGCAUUCGGGUGGAUGCUAUGGAUCGAAGGAGGAAAUCAAACGACCAGUCUCGGACACUAUCAGCGAGCUGAGCGAUUCGGACGUUCAGGGAUGCACACCGAAGCUUCCGUCCAUUAAUCCGGCCGUAUCCUGUAGCGCUGCGAAGGUUCUGUCCGAGCUGAAAGAGGAAGUAACGCGGCUCAUUGACGAAUCGAUCGAGAAAAUCGAACAAAAUUGGACACACAGUUCAAAGUUGGACUCCGAAGCGGUGCGUGAAACUGUGCCAGAACCAGAGCUGAUGACAGAACCCGUUAAAGCUGCGGAAGAUUUGACCAAACAGCUACAUCCCGAUGGAGAUCGUGGUCUGUUGCCGCACCGAGAGCAAAAUUUACAAGUACUGCACACGGAACUGUUUGAGACGAGCAAGCAGCAGACGCGCAUGAAGCUGCUAAACGAAAUUCGUGAUCUCGUGGAGCGUUUGAAGGAUAUGGAAACGUUGGAAUAGUGUGAGGGGUGGGCAGAGCGACCGCUUGAACCUUUUGAAACAGUCGUUUUAUUCGUUAUUGAUGUUUUAUUGCUACAUUCUAAUCAAAUAGAAGUUCAGCAUUGACAGGAGCCACGGUGGAAAUGCUCCAUCAAUGGAAAUCGCCCUGAAGUGUUGCCUAAUUCUUCCACCCACCAAGGCGCAAGUUAAAUGUAAAAGAAAUGAAACAUCA